Molecule: messenger RNA, 1566 nt
Organism: Diaporthe citri
Lineage: Eukaryota; Fungi; Ascomycota; Sordariomycetes; Diaporthales; Diaporthaceae
Exons: 4
Coding region: 1-1566 (521 amino acids)
Molecular function (GO): oxidoreductase activity, acting on paired donors, with incorporation or reduction of molecular oxygen; iron ion binding; monooxygenase activity
Source: RefSeq, a predicted model, not a curated record
AUGGCAUUACGAUCCAUGUAUAUCCCCUCAUCUCCCUUCCUUAUCAACGAAAGCCCCUUCUAUAGCACUGUCGCUCUGGUUCUGGUAUCCCUCGUCUCCUUUGCCAUUAACCGUCUCUUUUUCCAUCCCUUGUCCAGAUUGCCAGGUCCAAUUCACCUCAAACUCACAAGUAUCCCCCUAUUAUGGCGCUCAUACGAGGGCAAGGAAGCGACCCAUCUCACCUCCCUGUUCCGCCGCUUCAACACACCCAUCCUGCGCAUCGGCCCGAAUGAAGUCCUCAUCGCCGACGGCGCCGCCAUCGCGCCCAUCUACAGCUCCAACGGCGGCUUUCACAAGGCGGCCUGCUACCGCAGCUUCGACUUCGACGGGUUCCCCUCCCUGUUCUCGGCCCUGGACAGGGCCCACCGCGCACCGCGGGCGAGGAGCGUACAGCCUCUGUUCGCGACGGCGAGCCUGAGGAAGGGCGAGGAAAGGAGGGAUGCGGCCAAGAAGCAGGGCGGGAGGGUGGACGUGCUCGACGCGGCGAGGCGGGCGGGCGUCGAUACGGUUACGGCUUAUCUUUUUGGUGUCAAUUACGGGGGUAUCGGAGAGGCUGAGAGGACUGAGGAGAAGGCGGAGGGUAAGCUGAGCGCGAGCGAGUUUGUGAAUGCGUUUGUGGCGGUGGGCCGUUUCUUCUUCCUCCCGACUUGGGCUUUCGUGGCGCCGGAACAAGUGACGGCUUAUCUUUUUGAGACCGAGGACACAAAAAUCAGCUUCGAUAGCGUGCAGGUCUUUGUCGAGAGGCUGGUGGAUGAGGCAAACGUGGAGGACGAGACAUACCAGGCGCGGAUGCUGAGGGCUGGGCUGAGCAGGGAGGAGGUUGCCGCGCAACUGAAGGACCUCAUGUUCGCCGGGACAGAUUCAAGUGGGAUGAAUUUGAGCACGUUCUGCUGGCAGCUGGCGAAACACCCUGAGAUAUACGCAAAGGUCAAGACAGAAGUCCUACAGGCGAGGCAGAACGACGCUGGGUACGAUCCAUCCUCGCUCUUUUACCUCCGUGGCUGUAUUAGAGAGACUCUCCGCCUCAGUAUGGCAAAUCCGACGCGGCUCCCAAGAGUGGUUCCCGAAGGCGGGUGGGUCUUCACACCGUCAGCGGACUUCUCCUUCACCAGCAAGGGACGCGCAGGUGAUAUACAGCAGAAAAAGUUACAGAGGUCGUACUAUCUUCCGGCAGAAACGCUUGUCUCGGUGCAGACUCACACAAUGCAUCACAAUCCCGCAGUUUUCACAGAUCCCCACGAGUUCAAGCCGGAGAGAUGGCUUGAAUCACCACCAGAACAGUUGGAGAAGAUGAGCCGCGAUUUCAUGCCAUUUUCACUUGGCAGCAGAGCUUGCAUCGCCCGCAAUAUGGCCAUGAUGGAACUGAACAUGGCGUGCGCCGCGAUCCUGGAGAUUGAAGUGCUCGAUGGGGCAACAAACGUGGGGGAUGAGAUCGAGAUUCUCGAGUGGUUCAACAGCAAGGUCCGGGGCGAGCGUAUAGAAAUCAAGUACGAAUCUGUACAAGAACUACUUGACAUACGUAGGUAA